Rosa chinensis is the source of this 1104-nucleotide messenger RNA. RefSeq names its product ATP-dependent Clp protease ATP-binding subunit ClpA homolog CD4B, chloroplastic. NCBI's taxonomy places the organism in Eukaryota, Viridiplantae, Streptophyta, Magnoliopsida, Rosales, Rosaceae. Gene Ontology annotation, cellular component: cytoplasm. Gene Ontology annotation, molecular function: ATP hydrolysis activity; ATP binding. Gene Ontology annotation, biological process: cellular response to heat. The record is from RefSeq and is a predicted model, not a curated record.
AUGGGUGGUGAUGACAGUAAAAGUCAGAGUUCUAAGACCAAUGAGGUCCAGAGGGUUGAAGUGUCUGUGCGAAGUUCAGAUGGAGGUUCUUUUAGGGAUUGUGUUGAGGAAGUUUCAACAAAUGAAGCCAAUCGCCUCCUCAAGAUGGAAGAGACCCUCCAUAAGCGGGUUAUUAGUCAGGAUGAAGCAGUCAGCGCUAUUAGGAGAGCUAUUCGUCGAGCUCGUGUUGGACUGAGGAAUCCUAAUCGGCCAAAUGCCAGUUUCAUCUUUUAUGGACCAACAGGUGUUGGAAAAUCUGAGCUCGUAAAAACUUUGGCGACUAGCUAUUUUGGCUCUGAAGAAUCAAUGGUGAGGCUUGAUAUGAGUGAGUUCAUGGAAGAGCACUCUGUUUCCAAGCUCAUUGGUUCUCCCCCUGGUUAUGUUGGUUACACAGAAGGCGGUCAGCUGGUUGAAGCCGUUCGUCACCGUCCUUACACUAUGGUGCUUUUUGAUGAGAUUAAGAAGGCUCAUCCUAAAAUUUUCAACUUGAUGCUUCAAAUACUUGAGGAUGGAAGAUUGACUGACAGCAAAGGCAGAAUUGUAGAUUUCAAGAAUACACUAAUCAUUAUGACGUCUAAUGUUGGAAGCAGUGAGAUUGAGAAAGGAGUGAGAUUUGACCUGGCCAUGGAUGAAGACAAGGAUUGCAGUUACAAACAAAUUAAGGGCUUGGUGACAGAGAAAUUGAAACACCACUUUUGACCAGAGUUCUUAAAUAGGUUGGAUCACUUGGAUGAAAUCUCAGUUUUUCGGCAGCUGACAACGUUGGAUGUAAAGGAAAUUGCAGAUAUAAUGCUAAACGAGUAUUAUGGAACGCUCAAGUCCAAAGAGAUAGAGAUUCGGGUGACAGAGAGGUUCAAAGACAAAGUGGUUGACGAAGGAUACAACCCAAGCUAUGGAGCAAGGCCUUUAAGAAGAGCCAUAAUGAGACUUUUGGAGGACACCAUGGCUGACAAGAUGCUGGCAAAGGAGAUCAAAGAUGGCGACUCAGUUAUUCUGGAUGUCGAUUCUGUUGGGAAUGUGAUUACGUUCAUCAAUGGCAGCACCAAGACAGAGAUAAAGAAAUAG